Messenger RNA from Phalacrocorax carbo (great cormorant), 1477 nucleotides. Lineage: Eukaryota; Metazoa; Chordata; Aves; Suliformes; Phalacrocoracidae. The record is from RefSeq and is a predicted model, not a curated record.
UGCAGCGUAAGCGGGGCGGCCGGCCGUGCAGUACUGAAAAUGGGAGAUAUUGAGAAGGGCAAGAAGAUCUUUGUCCAGAAGUGUUCCCAGUGCCACACAGUUGAAAAGGGAGGCAAGCACAAGACUGGACCCAACCUGAAUGGCCUAUUUGGACGCAAGACUGGGCAAGCUGAGGGCUUCUCUUACACGGAUGCUAAUAAGAACAAAGGUAUCACCUGGGGUGAGGAUACUCUCAUGGAGUAUUUAGAAAAUCCAAAGAAGUAUAUCCCAGGAACAAAGAUGAUUUUUGCGGGUAUUAAGAAGAAGUCUGAGAGAGCAGACUUAAUAGCAUACCUCAAAGAUGCCACUUCAAAGUAAAAGUUAUCUGCUGCCUUAUUUAUUUCACAAAGGAGAUGGCAAUGGAAAUGUUUGAGAUUGGUUUUUAAAACUUUCUAUUUUUACAUGUACUGUGUCUAACCUUAAAAUCUGUCUCAGCCAUCAGAUAACAUUGCUUAUGGUGGGUCACUGGAGUACACACUUGUUUGGCAGCCCUUAACUUAAUGGAAACUAUGUAAUUGGGUUGAUUUAAAUGACUAAUGUUCAGUCAUACUUGAUCAUAGAAUUAAAAAAAAAAAAGCCAUUUCUUGCUUCUUCAUUGUUUUAAAAAAAUAAUCUAAGUAAUAGAAUAAUUGUCAACAGCAUAAUAGCUUUGACAGCCCAACUCUUCCACAAUAAAAAACAGGGUGGUUUUUCGGCAUCUUCCACCAUACGCCUCUGUUAUAUUACUUUAAAGAUUUAAAAAAACGAAACAAGAACACUGAAGACCCCAAACCCAAAAGAACAAAGGCUUAAAAAAAUAUUUUUCUAAAAUUAAUCAGUGCUAGGUGUUGUGGUAUAUAUUAAUCUGUCUAAAGCUUGCGAUAAGAAUGCACUUCAUCUGACUUAAGUACUAUUUGUGAAAUGGCAGUUGUGCCCAGCCACUUUUCUUUCAUCUAGGGGAAGCAUGCUACCUAAUUUAUCCAUGCAUGCACCAGUAGAGUAUAACUCCCCUUCAGAAACAUCUUCAGUUUUUUAAAUGUUAUUGAAACCCUUUGUUCAGUAAAUCAUCUGAAAACAACCAUUCUUGGUGUAAUGAAUAGAACAGAAAAACAUCCUGUUCUGGAAAUACAAGUACUAAAGACCAAGCUGAGAGUUAUUAAAUCUUCUUAAUUCAGCAGAAGCAUUCACCUCAAAUCUGCUACAGGUAAUUUCAGAUGAAGGGGUACAGGAAUGAAUGCGCUGGUAGACUAAAAGGAAACAGUCUUCCUCUGUGCCUGGCUGUAGCCGAUGUCAUUACUUCUCAACGUUCUGUUUCGCACAGUGUAAAGUGGUAUUUUUAAUGUUUAAACUGCAUUUUUUUCGUACUAAAUGAAUUGUUCAGGUGAGUGUAUUUACUGUGUACCAACAGUAAGGCAUAACUUGGAGCAAUCAAUACUGUAAAUUAAAAAAAUUAAAAGUC